AAUUAAGGAAAGUGUGGUACUAGAAUCCUAUCACUUCGAUUUUCUUCUCUUCCUUACGGAAGACGCAGAGCUGACUAAGCGGAGCGGGGACCCACCCCCAUCCCUUCGCUCCGCAUCAUCAUCUUCAUUCAUCCCCUGCGCGGGAAACUUCAAACCCCACCUCUCUCCUUUCUUCUGCUAUAUAUACGCAUAGCUGCUGCUUGCUGCGUACGAUCCUUCCUAUGCGCUGAACCUGUUCGAUCAAAGUCCUCACUGAUUUUUCAACAUGUAUGUGGUCAAGAGAGAUGGGCGUCAGGAGUCCGUGCAUUUCGACAAGAUCACCGCUCGUCUCAAGAAGCUCAGUUAUGGCCUCAGCAUCGACCACUGCGAUCCCAUCCUCGUCGCCCAGAAAGUCUGUGCCGGCGUCUACAAGGGCGUCGCCACCAGCCAGCUCGAUGAGUUGGCCGCUGAAACGGCCGCCGCCAUGACUGCCAACCAUCCCGAUUAUGCUUCUUUGGCUGCAAGGAUUGUUGUGUCAAACCUGCACAAGAACACCAAGAAAUCAUUUUCCGAGACGAUCAAAGACAUGUAUAACCAUGUCAGUGAGAGAUCUGGGCAGAAGGCUCCUUUGAUUGCGGGUGAUGUAUAUGAAAUAGCCAUGCAGAAUGCUGCUCGCUUGGACAGUGAGAUAAUCUAUGAUCGUGACUUUGAUUAUGAUUACUUUGGUUUCAAAACCCUCGAGAGAUCUUACCUGUUAAAGAUUCAAGGAAAGGUUGUUGAAAGGCCACAGCACAUGUUGAUGAGAGUUGCAGUUGGAAUUCACAAGGAUGAUAUUGAUUCUGCUAUCAAGACAUAUCAUUUGAUGUCUCAGCGAUGGUUUACUCAUGCAUCGCCUACCCUCUUCAAUAGUGGGACACCCAGGCCCCAAUUGAGUAGCUGUUUUUUGCUAUGCAUGAAAGAGGAUAGCAUUGAAGGAAUCUAUGAUACUUUAAAAGAAUGCGCUGUUAUCAGUAAGUCAGCUGGAGGAAUUGGUGUCUCUGUUCAUAAUAUCCGGUCUACUGGCAGCUAUAUUCAUGGAACAAAUGGUGCAUCCAAUGGUAUUGUUCCAAUGUUACGAGUUUUCAAUGACACUGCUCGUUAUGCUGAUCAUGGGGGUGGGAAGAGGAAGGGUGCUUUUGCUGUGUACUUGGAGCCAUGGCACGCAGACAUAUUUGAAUUUUUAGAUUUGAGGAAAAACCAUGGAAAGGAAGAGCAUCGAGCACGUGAUCUUUUUUAUGCCCUUUGGGUACCUGAUCUCUUCAUGGAAAGAGUCCAAAGCAAUGGACAGUGGUCUUUGUUUUGCCCCAAUGAAUCUCCAGGUUUGGCUGAUUGUUGGGGUGAAGAAUUUCAAAAACGGUACACCCAAUAUGAAAGACAGGGCAGGGCAAGGAAAGUUGUACAGGCACAAAGCCUCUGGUUUGAAAUUUUGAAGUCCCAGAUAGAAACUGGGACUCCUUACAUGCUAUAUAAGGAUACUUGCAAUAGAAAAAGCAAUCAGCAAAAUCUGGGCACUAUUAAGUCUUCAAACUUGUGCACUGAGAUAAUUGAGUACACAAGCCCAACAGAAACUGCUGUGUGCAACUUGGCAUCAAUUGCUUUACCACGAUUUGUUAGAGAGAAGGGGGUUCCAGUGGAAUCACAGCCAUCUAAGCUUGUUGGCAGCCGUGGGUCUAAGAACAGAUAUUUUGAUUUUGAAAAACUAGCCGAGGUUACUGCAAUAGUUACAACAAAUCUGAACAAAAUAAUUGAUGUCAACUAUUACCCAGUGGAAACUGCGAAAAGGUCAAAUCUUCGACACAGACCCAUUGGUAUUGGAGUUCAGGGUCUUGCAGAUACCUUCAUUUUACUUGGCAUGGCAUUUGAUUCAUCAGAGGCUCAACAGCUGAACAAAGAUAUAUUUGAGACCAUAUACUACCAUGCUCUAAAAGCUUCUUCUGAGCUGGCUGGAAAGGAUGGUCCCUAUGAGACAUAUAAUGGAAGCCCUGUGAGCAAGGGGAUUCUUCAACCGGACAUGUGGGGGAUAACCCCUUCAAGUCGAUGGGAUUGGGAUGUCCUACGAAAUAUGAUAACAAGGAAUGGAGUAAGAAAUUCUCUUCUUGUAGCACCCAUGCCCACUGCUUCAACCAGCCAGAUUCUUGGAAACAAUGAGUGCUUUGAGCCAUAUACCUCUAACAUUUAUAGUCGGAGAGUUUUAAGUGGCGAGUUUGUUGUUGUGAAUAAGCAUCUUCUUCAUGACUUAACUGAGAUGGGUCUUUGGUCCCCUGCUCUAAAGAACAAGAUAAUUUAUGAGGAUGGUUCUGUUCAGAAAAUCCCAGAAGUUCCUGAUGAGCUUAAAGUUAUUUACAAGACUGUUUGGGAGAUCAAGCAAAGGACUCUGGUUGAUAUGGCUGUUGAUCGGGGAUGCUACAUAGACCAGAGUCAAAGUCUAAAUAUACACAUGGAUCAACCGAAUUUUGGAAAACUAACUUCCUUGCACUUCCAUACGUGGUCAAAGGGUUUGAAAACUGGGAUGUAUUACCUGAGGUCACGGGCUGCAGCAGAUGCCAUCAAGUUCACAGUGGAUACUUCCAUGCUUAAAGAGAAAAACAAGAUGGAAGAUGAUGAUGUGAGCACAAAAAUGUCACAAAUGGUAUGUUCAUUGACGAACCGCGAAGAGUGCAUGGCUUGUGGCAGUUAGAAUGGUAGGCUAUUCAAGUGUUUUGGAUUUGAAACCAGCUUUUGCUUAAAUGGCUUUGAACUCUUUCUAUAGCUACAACUUAGUUUGUAUAUAUUUUUUUGUUUUUUUGGUUUCACGUCACGUGUAUCUGUUUAUCAUCUAUACAUAUAUAUAAUACCCAAAAUCCAAGGCCCAUGGACUUUGCUGCUCCAACUUAAGAAGUGUUUAAUGCCAACUGAAUAUAGGAAGUUGGAAUGAAAUGAUGCCCAAGUUGCCCAACUAACUGUCAUUUUUUUGACACGUACACUUC
Messenger RNA from Diospyros lotus (date-plum), 2984 nucleotides. RefSeq names its product ribonucleoside-diphosphate reductase large subunit-like. The transcript is spliced from 17 exons. Lineage: Eukaryota; Viridiplantae; Streptophyta; Magnoliopsida; Ericales; Ebenaceae. Gene Ontology annotation, cellular component: ribonucleoside-diphosphate reductase complex. Gene Ontology annotation, molecular function: ATP binding; ribonucleoside-diphosphate reductase activity, thioredoxin disulfide as acceptor. The record is from RefSeq and is a predicted model, not a curated record. Gene Ontology annotation, biological process: DNA replication; deoxyribonucleotide biosynthetic process. The coding region runs from base 266 to 2695 and encodes 809 amino acids.